AUGGGCGGGUUUGGUUGGAUCAAACCGGAUGUAGAGCUGGAGCAUCCGGAGGCCUUCAAGAACAACUGGAGGGUCUACGUGAACAUCGUGGAUGUGAGAGGCCAGACGCUCUACAGCGGUGCCAGGGUGUCUUUUUACAUCUAUAGCGACGGCAAAGGCCUCGGUGCGGAGGAGGUCUUCCUGGAGCCUCGCCGGGCGCAGGAGGGGCGACGGGGCUGCUGGGCCGGCAAGGGGGCCAGGCCCAAUUUUCCACAGCACCCAUCGAAGGUGCCAGUUCAAAAGACGUUCCAGAAGGAUUGUGGCAAGAAGGGCGGCAAGAAAGGCCUCGGCCUGAACAUGAAGGUCAACGAGGGCAAGCAGCACGUUGCUGAAGAGCAAGAAGCUGAGCCAGACACUGCUCAGACCGAUGGGCCUGUAGGGCCGGACCGUCGGAAAAGAACGGAGGAAGGGAGCGCGGGCCGUUUGUCCUGGUGCUCCUCGGAGAUGCGUGGUUGGCGGCCAGCCAUGGAGGACGCCUCGUGUGUGUGCCUGAACCUGGAAGAUCGCCUCGCCAACUUUGCAUUGUGCGGGCCCGAGUGGGGAAAUGCCGUGAGCCUCCUGGGUACCGAAGUACCGAAGGAGCACCGUACAGACGAAACAGACCGUGGUGACAAUACGAGCAGGGUACACGGUAGCGUCCGUGCGGUCACCAUGUCGAAGCUCUCCUACCGUUUCACGUUUAUUGACAUCGAGAAGACGGGUGGAUCAGAUGCGCAGGGUCGUGCGGGGAGGGUGCGGAGCGCCUCCCCCAGCCGCUGCUGGGCUUCCAUCGCCAGCCCAGACCUGACAGACUACGAAGUGGCCAAGCAGCAUCUGCGCCGCCUGCAAGGCGGUCACGUCGCGAACUCAGAGCCAGCGGAAGCGCCCGCACCAAGCCGGAGUCGUGGCAGUGUGGGGCAUCCCACUUUGUGUGCGAAGCCAUGUAUUCAAUUCGCACGGGGCCUUGGGUGUCGGAAGGGCCAGGCGUGCGGUAACUGCCACUGGCCCCAUCACCCCGUCUCACCCGAUAAGCGCCAGCGCGAAUUCAGCAAGACCUUGGGAAAGGAGGAGUUCUUCGGCCUCCUUGCCGUCCUCGCACGGGAGAGAGCGCUUCAGGAUGGCCUCGAAGAUGUGGGCUUCCUGCUUGCAGUGCUGGAGGUGCAGGCAGGGCUGACACCGCCCGCAGCGCCAACAAAGCAGAAAGCUCGGCUGCUUUGCAACCUGCGGAAGGUCAUUCAGUCCAUGAGCUUCUCGGAGAUGAUGCGGAUGGCUGCCGGGCGCUGUAGCGACGGUUGCAAGGCCCGUUUGCUGCAGGAGCUGACGGCGGUGAGAAACCUCCGUAGGCCCUAG
Symbiodinium necroappetens is the source of this 1368-nucleotide messenger RNA. Lineage: Eukaryota; Dinophyceae; Suessiales; Symbiodiniaceae. The record is from the annotation of a GenBank genome assembly.